CGGCCGCGCGAGGCCUCCUCCUCCUCCUCCCUCGUCGCCGCUCCGCCCCUCCGGCCCCCGCAGGGACGAAAGAGGCGGAGGAGGAGGCCGCGGGAAAGCCGCCACGCACGGCCAGAAGCGGCAGCGGCGGCGGCGGCCAGAAGAAGCAGCGACGGGAAAGGCCUCUUCCCUCCUUCCUUCCCUCCCUCCCUCUGAGGCCGGAGGGUCCCCGAGGCCUCGAGGCGUUUCCGAGAUGGUUUGAUUGAAGACUCCUGCCUCAGUUGUGCAAAGAUUCGACCCAGAACUUUUUCAGUCAAGGGUGAGUCUUAACAGCCUCCCUUUUUUUUGGACCCAUUAAGAGACCCACAAAAAUAGCCAUUGAAUGGUAUGAUUGAAAAGCUUUUUUUAAACCUAUUUUUAAAAGAAUUCCCUUUUUCUGCCUUCACAUCUUUAAAAAAAGGUUGUAAUAUCUGAGUAGAAAAUGUCAUGAAUAUUUCCUGUUACUGUUGAAAACCUUUUUAGGCCUUUUACCUAUAAUGUGAUGUGAAAGUCUUAAUUCUGAAUUUGGAAGGGUACGAUCAGCUGUGAAAGCAAUGAAUGAGCCAAGAGCUGCUGGGACAGAUCGGGAGCCAAAAGGAAAAGAAAAAAACCCGGGUGCAAUUCAUCGCCAGCAUAAGAAGGAGCGCCUGGGAUGGGGAGCGUCACAACAUUGCCGAUGGGAGACCUGUCAUGGGAUGCAGGAGCUCUGGGAAGCCCAGCUGCAGCAGUUCCUGAAAUCUCUGCAGCCCAUUUUAGCAGGUCGGGGAAGCUCUGGGACGUCCGAGGCUUCUCCCUGGGAGGACGCUAAGGAGUUUCUGGUCUCCUUUGAGCAAGUGGCCAAAGCCUGCCGAUGGCCUCGGGACCAGUGGGCGGCCCAUCUCCUGCCGGCCCUGAGCGGAGAAGCGGAAGAGGCCUUCCGAGGUCUGGAAGCCAGAGACCAGGAAAACUAUGAGAAAGUGAAGGCUGCCAUCUUACGAGGGGAAGCCAUGAGAACGGAGAGGCAGCGGCAGCACUUUCGGCAAUUCUGCUGCCAAGUGGUAGAGGAUCCCCGGAGGAUCCACAGCCAACUCCAGGAGCUUUGCCGCCAGUGGUUGAAGCCAGAGAGACGCACCAAGGAGCAGAUCCUGGAGCUGCUGAUCCUGGAGCAGUUCUUGGCCAGUCUCCCACCGGAGCUUCGGAGUUGGAUCCAAGCCAGGAGGCCGGAGUCGUGUUCCCAGGCGGUGGCCCUGGUGGAGGACUUCUUGAUGAGUCAACAGGAGGCCAAAACCAGGACAUCUCAGGGGCGUUUAAAGGAAAAACCUGUGGAUUUCCUACCGGUAGUUGCAGAGAAAGAGCCUCUGAAUGCCACGAAGGGACCUGUCUACGGUGAAACUGAUCCAAAUGUGGAGGCCAAUUUGCUGGGCAGUGGACCGAAAUACCCAAGUCUCUCUCCUUUGCCAUUUCCUCCUGAAGGAGAAGAAGUGGGCCAGACUGGUGGGAAAGAGGGAUCCAAGGAUCUCAAGGAACCUGGAGGGUCUUUGCAGAUUGUGAAGCAGAACAUUACCCAGCCAGGCCAGCAGACUAUGCUGUGGCACGUCCUGCAGGAGGACGAUGACGCAAAUACGGACAUUUUGGGGGACGAAAUGGGAAAUUACAUCAAGGUGGAGAUUCCUCAGUGUGGAGAAGCUGAAACAGAGGAUAACUCCAGGAUGGGGCCACAGAUCGGCUACGACCAGGUGCCCGUCAAACAUGAGAGGCUGGAAGGACGAUCUGAAUCACGAGAGACUCAGGAUGGAUCGCCCAUCGGGGCAGGAAAGGACUCUUUUGAGCUGGGAGAAGUUCAUUGGAAGAGAUACCAGAGAAUGUCCCUUCCGAAUUCCUCCCCCUUUCCUAGAGAGGUUGGUCAUGAGAUCCCGGAAGUCUUCCCAAGCCACCCACCUCCCACAAAGAAACCCCGGAGCGGUCCUGAGCAUAGCGUGGUGUGGGACCACUUUGAGUUGGAUUCGGAGGACCCCUGCUACGGCAUCUGCACGCACUGCAAGAGACGGGUUAGCCGAGGCAAGAACUCAAAACAUUUUUCAACAUCUGGGUUGCUGAAACAUCUGCAGAGGCAUCACGGCAACAUCGUUCUGGCUGCCAUCGCCACAACGCAAGCCAUGUUGCCAACUAGCAGUAAGUCGAACGGACCUGUUCUGAUGCCAAGUGCUUUGCCCCAGUGCUGGACGAAGCAGAAGUCACCCGGUAAAAGGCAGCCUGGUCCAAAGCCAUCGGAAGUGACCCGUGCUAUUGCCCAGAUGAUGGCUCUGGACGACCAGCCCUUCAGCAUGGUGGAAGAGGCAGGUUUCCAGCACCUGCUGAAGUUGCUUGCCCCCAACUAUAAAAUCCCAUCCGGUACCACUUUCAGCCGGCAGAUUGUGCCCUCCCUGUAUCAGGCCUGCAGGGAGGAGGCCUUGGGGAUGCUUCAAACCUCAGGACCCUCUGCCAGUAUGAACUUGAGCUCCGAUGAAUGGACACGGGAGGUUUUGCUCCUCCCAUUGAACACGGAAUCAACUCCCGAGUGCAACGCGCGGCGCCAGCGACCUGCGGGAAUCGCCCGAUCCAAACUCGAUCUCAUCCGGCCGCUCUUCCUCGGCUCCUCCGGUUCGCCACCGAACCCGAGGAAAACAAGGGCGAACCGAAGCGUCGCGAUCCGCCCGAGAGGAGCCGAGCAGCGGAUGCCUCCCGCAGCCCUUCCCCUUGCAGGAGACUGCCGAGGCGGCCGGCGAUCGUCCUCCCCGCCCAGCCCUGAACCUCCGCCGGGCAGUCCGGAGGGCCAAGCCGGCUUCUCCAUCGCUGCGGCUGGAGAAGGAGGCGCUUCCCGGAGCCCUCUUGACCCGGUGCCCGCGGGCCACUGCUGGGCACCAGACAGUCUUCCCUUGGGCAUGAAAGCAAUGAAGGAGGGCGUUUUGAUAGAGCCCAGAUUGGAAGUGGGACCAGAAGGAUCUGGAAAAGCCACCAGUCCUCUUACGUCGGAAGGCAGGAUGAAGCAGCCGGGAUGGGGAGCAUCACGCGAGAACAAAGGGGAAUCUUGCAAAGCGAGACAACAGUGCUGGGAGGCCCAGUGGCAGGAGUUUCUCAAGACCAGAAGAGGACGAAACCCCCUGAUGAUGUCAGAAGCUUCCCCCUGGGAAGACCCCAAGGCCUUCCUGGCCUCCUUCGAGCAGGUGGCCACAGCUUGCCGCUGGCCCAGAGGAGAAUGGACGGCUUGUCUCCGGCCAGCUCUGAGCGGAGGAGUGGAAGAGGCCUUCCAGACCCUGGACGCCAAAGACCAAGAGGAUUAUGGGAAGGUCAAGGCUGCCAUCUUGCGAGGAGAAGCCCUGAGGACGGAGAUGCAACGCCGGCAUUUUCGACAGUUCUGCUGCCAGGAGGUGGGAGAUCCCAGGAGGCUUUACGGCCAGCUCCACCAGCUGUGUCUCCAGUGGUUGAGGCCAGAGAGACGCACCAAGGAGCAGAUCCUGGAGCUCCUCAUCUUAGAGCAGUUCCUGGCCAGCCUCCCACCUGACCUCCGGAGCUGGAUCCAAGCCAGGAGGCCGGACACGUGUCCCCAGGUGGUGGCCCUGGUGGAGGACUUCCUUCGGAGCCAGGAACAGACCAGAUCAGGGUCAUGGCAGGGUUCCAUAAAGGAAGAGCGGAUGGAUUUCUUACACGUGGAGGAAAAACCUCUGGAAGCUAUGAAGACAGAAAAUGGUGAGAUAGAGAAAGACCACAAAGCGGGCACUGAUCCAGCCCUCCCAAGAGACCAGGAGCAGGGUGGAAACCUAGAUUUUUCGGAUGAUGUAAGAGAGUGUGAGGUAAAUGAAGAGAAUUCAUAUUAUGGACAAAAUGCCUUGGAAGAAAAAUACAGGAUAACUCCACAGAUAAGCUACAGGAAUAAGGAAGAGAUCGCAGAAAUGCAGGGGGAAGGAGCCAAGUCUGAAAACCAGGAGAGAACAGAAAGAGAGAAGGGAAAGAACGAAUGUUUAGAAUCCCUUAUCCAAAAUACCAGAAAGUCCAGUAAGGAAGAAAUGCCCGUGUUCUCCAAAUACGGUAGAAGGUGCCGCUAUAGAGUAGAACGUGACGUGAUCCAUUCCAGUGAGGAUUAUGAAGAACGUCCCAAUUCAGAAGAGAACCUCCAGCCUAAUUCCUCAACUAGACUGCCGGAGAAAGCCAAAAUAAGUGUGAAAACGCACUCAUUCUUUGAACGUGGGAAAGAAAGUUACUCUCAGAAUGAAGAACCUCGCCAGUCUUUCGAAUAUGAGGAAAACGUGACUCACGCAGACUCGCUGAGGAGAAUUCCAACGUGUCCGACAGAAAAUAGACAGUACGAGUGCUCUCAGUGUGGGAAACGCUUAAGUACAAGGAGAAACCUGAUAUUACACCAGAGAAGUCACACCGGAGAAAAGCCGUACAAAUGUUUUCAGUGCGGGAAGUGCUUCAGCCAGGCCGGAUGUCUGAAGACCCACCAAAGAUUUCAUACCGGAGAAAAACCUUACAAAUGUUCUCAGUGCGGAAAAUAUUUCAGGCAGGCGGGAUACCUGAAGACCCACCAAAGGUUUCACACCGGAGAGAAACCUUACAAAUGUUCUCACUGCGAUAAAUACUUCAGUCAGUCAGGAUAUCUGAAGACCCACCAAAGAUUUCACACCGGAGAGAAACCCUACGAAUGUUCACAGUGCGGGAAGUGUUUUAGGCAAGCAGGGAAUCUGAAGAGCCAUCAAAGAACUCAUACCGGAGAGAGACCUUAUCAAUGUUCUUAGUAUGAGAGGUAACUCAGUUGACAACAUAGUCUAUCCUAGUCCUUUCCAUACUGAUUUGAACUAUUCAGGUGACCCUGAGGGCACAGAUAAACCUCCAAGUGGCAUCAGUAACUCUCAGAAAGAGCGCUAAUGACCAGAUGACUGCAAGGAAUAUAAAUCCUUCCAUUGUCCACCAUUCGGUCAGAACUGAAGAAGCUUCUUAGAUGAGAAGCGAAAGGUCUUCAAGGAAAAAUUUGCCUUUUGAAAAUUUACCUUUGGGACAAUGAUGAGCUGGAUGAUUGACAUUCUCCACAGACAAACUCAACUGACACAUAUAAUUAAGAAAAUAUGAGAAACUUCAUUGUGAACAUAUGGACUAUCUGGAAGUAACCGAAACUAGAGAACAAUUAUCAGAGAUUCCAUACAAGAUUUGACGAACUGUAGAUAGUCUACUUACAGUAAUUUGAAAUUAAAAGAAUGUUAUCAGUAUUGUAUACAUUCCAACAUCACUCAGGCAGGGUUUCUUCAAAACUUCAAAAAAAAAAAAAAAUAGUUUGGGAAGGUGAUUCAGGAUUUAAACUUGAUCAUUUGCUUAAGACAUUUCCUGGAACAGAAUUCCUUUUUAAUUCGGGAGUUUAAAUUUAAUUGAUUCAGAAAAUUAUUGCUUAUUAAGAUACAUUGUCUAGGAUCUAGACAGCCUUGGAAAUGUUAAAUUUUUAAAAUGUUAAUACCACUUUAUAAUGCCUUGGUAAGGCCACACUUGAAAUACUGCAUUCAAUUUUGGUCGCCAUGAUGUAAAAAAGAUGUGGAGACUCUAAAAAGAGUGCAGAGAAGAGCAACAAAGAUGAUUAGGGGACCGGAGGAUAAAACAUAUGAAGAACGGUUGCAGGAACUGGGUAUGUCUAGUUUAAUGAAAAGAAGGACUAGGGGAGACAGGAUAGCAGUGUUCCAAUAUCUCAGGGGCUGCCACAAAGAAAAGGGAGUCAAACUAUUCUCCCAAAUAGGGUAGAACAAGAAGCAAUGGGUGGAAACUAAUUAAGGAGAGAAGCAACUUAGAACUAAGGAGAAAUUCCCUGACAGUUAGAACAAUUAAUCAGUGGAACAACUUGCCUGCAGAAGUUGUAAAUGCUCCAACAGUGGAAGUUUUAAAGAAGAUGUUGGAUAACCAUUUGUCUGAAGUGGUGUAGGGUUUCCUGCCUAAGCAGAAGGUUGGACUAGAAGACUUCCAGAAGGUCCCUUCCAACUGUGUUAUUCUAAAUUGGGGGGGGGGGGGAAUUCUACAGUUUUCUGUAAUUAAUCCAACUAUUUGGUUUAUAUUUUAUUUUCCCUAACUUAAACAUUGGUGCAAAGUGUCUGUUAUUGUUAGAUAUGUUAUCACAAAAGUUUGGAAAUCAAAGGCUUUAGGUUUUAAAGGGUGGUGGAUGGAAUUGGCAAUAUUUAGAAGGUUGGGAAAUUGCCACAGCUGAAUGAAUGCAACAGUAAAGAGUUUUGAACAUCUCUAUAUCUGUUUAUUCAGAAUUUUUAGCUAUAUUAACAUUUUUUUCUAAUAAGUAAAUAACCUUUGCAUAUAGAAAUAUCUUUUGGCUAAAAAUAUUGACUAUGCGUGUUUAAAAUUUUUGUAUUUAUAUUUUAUCCUUUAGAUAUUCACAAAUAGAUGUUUUUAUAUCUUAAAAGGAUAUCCAUUUAUCUGUUAAGUAUUAGCUUUGGUUUUCGGUUGCAUUUAUUUCCUAUCUUUUGGUCAAUUCAGUGCCUCUGUGUGUGCAUAUUUUAAUUUUUGUUAGUUGUUUCAAUAAAAAAAAAAAAGGCAGAAUUAUUCCAAAGAGGACAAGUUUCAAAUGUGCAGAAAUAAAUCCCCACAUCACCCCACUCCAUCCUGAACUGAUCCUAAAGACAUUGACACCGAGAGCGUAUGCACCAAGACAAAUUCCUUGUAUGUCCAAUCACACUUGGCCAAUAAAGAAUUCUAUCUAUCUAUUCUAUCUGUCUUACGAAUCUCCCCAGGAUAGGAAGUUUUUUGCUCAUUAAAAUGUGAUACUGGAGAACCUUCCAAUGAAUACAGAUAGUCCUCAAGUUACAACUCUUCAUUUAUUGACUGAA
Messenger RNA from Pantherophis guttatus, 6848 nucleotides. The record is from RefSeq and is a predicted model, not a curated record. Lineage: Eukaryota; Metazoa; Chordata; Lepidosauria; Squamata; Colubridae.